AUGACGGAUGGGAAGUGGACCAUGGGCCCUCUAGCAGUCACUACACUAUUGGGCAGAGUAUAUAUUAAGAAGGAUGCGGACUUUGCAAGCAAGUUUCUGCGAGGGAGGUUUUUCCUGUUCAUCUUCGUGGUGGGAAUCGGUGGAAGCUUCCAGUUUGGAUUCAACGUCUCUGCCAUCAAUUCGCCGUCAGAGUAUAUUAAGAACUUCAUCAAUGAAACGUGGAUCGAUCGAUAUGAAACUCCGCUGCCGGAGUAUUCAUUAAUGCUCCUGUGGUCCUUCAUUGUAGCUGUGUACCCAGUUGGAGGAUUGGUGGGGGCACAAUUUGCUGCCGUUUUAACGGUGAGAUAUGGAAGGAAGAAAUCGCUGCUCUGUAAUAACCUAGUGGUGAUUGCAUCAGCACUCAUAAUGGGAUUCAGCAAGAUGGCUAGAUCAUUCGAGAUGAUUGUAGUUGGACGGUUUCUCUAUGGAAUUGGCACAGGUAUUGGGUUGGUUGCCCACGGCUUGUACCUUGGAGAAACGGCACCAAAGGAAUUUCGAGGAGCUGUGUGUCUGACCCGCGCUGUAUUUAACGCCAUUGGGAAGUGCACGGGCUUGGUGGUUGGGCUCAGGGAAAUUCUAGGUGAUGAAAACAAAUGGCACUUGUUGCUGGCCUUCAGUGGACUACCUGCCCUCAUUCAACUGGUCAGCCUGCCCUGGUUUCCAGAGAGCCCCAGGUAUCUACUCAUGGAGAAAGGGGACAAAGCUCUCUGCAUAGAUGCUCUCCAAAGAUUGCGGGGUCCGGGUGAUUUCACUGAGGAAGUUGAUGAAAUGAUGGCGGAACGAGCUCAAGUACAAGGAGUUACCAAAAGCAACCUUGUACAGCUCUUCUCAGACAAAGCGGUGCGGUGUCAACUCCUAACUGGUAUUGUGGUCAGCGUAGGCAUGCAGCUGAGUGGCAUCAACAUUAUCUAUUUUUAUGCAAAUGAAGUUUAUCAGCAGCUGGGGAUUCCCAAGGACAAGAUUUUAUACGUGGGGAUAGCAGCGAGCGGAAUUGAAAUAGUGACUUCAGUAAUAUGCGGAUUCAUUAUUGAACGAGCUGGAAGGAAGGUCCUGCUCUGGAAAGGGUACACCUUCAUGGCCAUGUGGAUAUUACUGUUGAUUAUUACACUCAGUGUGAAGGAAUACUUCACCUGGAUUCCAUAUUGCAGCCUGGCCUUCAUCUUCGCUUACAUCUUCACCUUUGGGAUCGGCCCAGGUAGUGUUAGCGGAGUCUUGCCAUUGGAGAUAUUCACUCAGUCUAACCGCUCGAUCGCCUUGGUGGCGGCAAACAGCCUCCAGUGGCUGUCUCUCUUUGUCCUGGGACUCGUGUUUCCCUUCAUUGUUGAGGUCCUGGGACCAUUCUCCUUCUUCCUGUUCUUUGGAAGCUGUGCCUCGGUGGCAAUCUUCAUGUUUUACAUCCUCCCCGAAACGAAAGGAAAAACCCUUCUCCAAAUCAACGAGGAGUUCAGCACCCUGCGCCAGGCGAGGAGGGGAAUGUGCCCCUGCCUCUGGAAGGCAGCCGCUCCGAACCACACGGCGGCUCUGUCUACAAGACUGUAA
Molecule: messenger RNA, 1578 nt
Organism: Amblyraja radiata (thorny skate)
Lineage: Eukaryota; Metazoa; Chordata; Chondrichthyes; Rajiformes; Rajidae
Product: solute carrier family 2, facilitated glucose transporter member 11-like
Exons: 12
Coding region: 1-1578 (525 amino acids)
Biological process (GO): dehydroascorbic acid transport
Cellular component (GO): plasma membrane
Molecular function (GO): D-glucose transmembrane transporter activity
Source: RefSeq, a predicted model, not a curated record